AUGUCCAAAAAUAAAAUCAGUCUUGUAGGAGCUACAGAUGAAGACCAACAUUUAAAUCCAGAGUAUGAAGAUACUGUUAAUCAAGUGGUUCAAAGCAUUUACAAUAGUGUCUUGCAAGAAACUGGAUCUCAGCCAGCCCUUUAUCAUGAUGUCACAAGUUGCAGAACAAUUUUUCCUGAACGAACAGCCAGUAUAAUAAUAAAUGAAAUCUCCAGUGGCCAGCUAAUACAUUCUUUUAAUGAACAGUCACCAACUGAUAACUGCAGUACUAUAGAGGUUGACAGUACUGCUGACAAAGAUCUUUCAUCAGUCUCCAUUCAAAUAAAUAUUGAGGCAGGAAGUUCUGGAGAGUCAAUGAGGGAUGCAAAUGGGCAUCUAGCAGAAACAUUGCUACAAGAAGAAGAGCUACCAGUUGAAAUAAUCGCUCAUAUUGGAGACAAACCAUUAGACAUAGAUCCAGACGUUAUUUCAGACCAUUUAGCAGUUAUUUCCAUAAAAACAGAGCCUAUUGAGAAACUGAAUGAAACAUACAGGAGUCAUUCUGGACUAGAGCUACCAGAACUAAGAAAAAAAUCGAUAUCUAAGACAAGUAUGCUAAGUACAGCUACUGAAAGUGAUAUAGAGAAAAGGAGAGAAAGACGGUCCUCUGUGAAUGCUUUAGGACGACUAGAUGUCAAACCAAAGGAUGUCGUUUGCAGAAAUUCAUUUCAGAACCUGAAGAAACCUGAUGUCACCAGGGUGGAACUUCUAAAAGAUGUCAAGAGCAAGGAGGAACUUAUUUUACGACUCGUCUCAUAUGAUAUUCAACAUGACGAGGACGAGGAUUUUGAACAAAUUGUAAAAGUAGAUUCCGCUUCGGUUUUUGAGAGCCAGGUAUAUGCAGCAGGGGAAGAGGAAAUCAUGCCUGCUUAUGAGAGUGCCCCUUUGGCUGAUAUGCAGAAUAAUUUAAUUGCUGCCCAGGCCCCUGAGAAAGAGGAUCAGUACAAGAUUAUGGAAGAAACAAUAUUAACUAACUUGGCAGGCCCUAAAUUGGACAUAGAUCUGCUGUCUGCUCUAAGCAAGGGCAUUCCAUGUUUAAGGGAGAGUGUUGAAGACACAUCGCCAGUUCCUGAGACCCAGGACAAAGAUCCAUAUGUUAACACGCCCCAUGCUCAGGAUACUGAAGACACAUUAAGGACCUCUGAGUUUGCCUUGCCCUACGAAGACGCUGGAAAUAAAGGCUCCUCAUUACAAGAGAAAACAGGAGAUGCUGCUGUUUCAGAGUCCUCCACUCCCAGUUCAGGGGCUUCAGUGCCUGAGAAGGUGCCUGGUGUUCUGUCCACAGUUUUCUCACAAUCAUGCAGCAGCCCAAGUGACAUUUCAUCACCAACCCCAGCGACCCCUUAGAAAAUUCAUACCAGAUGCAAAACUUGUAUG
Messenger RNA from Terrapene triunguis (Three-toed box turtle), 1416 nucleotides. RefSeq names its product fibrous sheath interacting protein 2 (gene FSIP2). The coding region runs from base 1 to 1386 and encodes 461 amino acids. Lineage: Eukaryota; Metazoa; Chordata; Testudines; Emydidae. The record is from RefSeq and is a predicted model, not a curated record. The transcript has 7 exons.